Seminavis robusta is the source of this 1736-nucleotide messenger RNA. The record is from the annotation of a GenBank genome assembly. Lineage: Eukaryota; Bacillariophyta; Bacillariophyceae; Naviculales; Naviculaceae.
AGAAGCCAACUUCGUAGAACUGAAAUUUUUUUAAGCUAGUACUAUAAUGCUCCUGUUGUGCUGUAGCUGACAACGGGGUUGUUUCCUGUUGUGUGGGCGCGCAGCAAGCCAGAGAGGAAGCUACAUGUACCUUGUUGCGCACUGGCGUGACUAGAAAGAACAGCUAGUGUACUGGUAUUUUAUAAUCGCAAUGUCCUAAUACCGGUACGGUAGUACUGACGAUGGGCUUGCACAGCCAACGCGAAGGAUCUUCCGCCUGACGGGGAACUGAUCCUGGCUUGGCAAGGAUUCGAUUCUGCUAGACCUGUACUGUACCGGUACCGCUACGUCAGGCCGAUUUACACUGCGGCAUACCGUACCGACCUGCUCUAAUACUGGUACCAGAACUGAUGCGAUGUGGCUGGUGCCGUAGUUACUGGCUAGGUGCGCCAACGAUCGAUUGUCCUCGACACCUCUUUGAGAUGCUGUUGCCGUUGAGCUGCUCGGACGUUCUUUUGGUGUUCUGAGCUACUUCGUUGUUUCACAAAACAGCCACUCAAGGAUAGAAGGUUCGGUGUUUCGACUUUGGCUCUGGCUGUGUGAAAUCCAUAUUGUCAAGCUACUCUAGCCAGGAUUGCAGUAAUCGAGCAUUCAUCAUGUGGUCAGGAAGGAUCCUUUUCCUCCUCUAUUGUUUCCCAUUUGCUCUGACUGAGGAACACAACCAUGUGCAUACCUUUCUUCGUGGCCUAAUCCCAGAAAAUGAGGUGCAGGGGAUCGUUGGAGGAUCGACCGCCAACAUUGCCAAUUCGCCUUGGUUUGUUCGUUUUGGCAACAGCCAAUGUGGGGGAUCCCUCAUCUCCGAGGAUCGUGUCUUGACGGCUGCACAUUGUGUAACGUGUGAAGCAGGAGGCCCACCAUCAACUGUAAGGGUCAUGGCAAGCACGGAAACAGAUGGUAUCACUGUGAAUGUCCAGGGCGCUCUCACACACCCUAACUACGAUGCUUCCAAAAGCCUCAAUGAUCUUGCUAUUUUGAAAUUGGCCAGUCCAGUCACUGGGGUGUCUUUCGUCACACUCAAUAGCAACCCGACCUAUCCCAGCACUAAAGCUCAGCAGCUCACCGUUGUUGGGAUGGGAGCUACAAUCACAGAUGGAGACCAGAAUAACGUGCUCAAGACUCUUCAAACAGAGUUUGUUGGGGACUUCAGUUGUGGUCUCCAAUGGGGUUUCUUCACAAGCGAAAAUGAGCAUCUGUGCACUGAAAUUGCAGGUGGCGGGGCUUGCAGCGGAGACUCUGGCGGUCCGCUUUUUGAUUCAAGUGGCGUACAGGUGGGAGUUGCCUCAUUUGUUGCAUCCAAAUGCGCCAGUAACAAACCCGAUGUGUUUACGCAAGUCAGCACAUACUAUAGCUGGAUCCAGGGACAGUUGACUGAUAACAGUCUCGACAACCUGGAGUGCCCUACACGCGGAUGUUGCCAGCUGGCAUACCUAUACAUCCGAUCCAAAAUUCGAAGUGGCAUGGCAUCUUUGUUCAGUGCGUUGCUUGGGGCAGAAUAAAACACCGCUGCCAAGCAUGCUCCUCAUGUACCAGCUUCUGUUGAUGAAUGGUGUCAAUCUCCAGCACCAAAACCAAUGACACCAAUGCAACGACUGUGCUAUUAUGCAAUACGUAGAAUCUUAAACACAGUAGUCUAUUCUUUGCAAAACAACAAUCCCAUACCGCCUUCAUGUACCGGUACUACUUUUAAUUUUUUUCCC